Molecule: messenger RNA, 810 nt
Organism: Humulus lupulus (European hop)
Lineage: Eukaryota; Viridiplantae; Streptophyta; Magnoliopsida; Rosales; Cannabaceae
Exons: 1
Coding region: 1-810 (269 amino acids)
Source: RefSeq, a predicted model, not a curated record
AUGGGUCUAACUAUGGUAAAGUUCAAUGAUGAUGCAACAAGGGAUCAUGUCCUAGAAAAUGGCUUUAUCCACUUUGAUAGGAAGCCGGUUAUAGUUCGACCUAGGACUGCGGAUUUGAGUGCGGUUCGUCUAGUGCGUUCUGUUCCUCUAUGGAUUCUCCUUCAAGAUUUGGGGCUCCAAUAUUGGGGUAGUAAAUGUCUCAGUGCUUUAGUGAGAACUAUAGGUAAGCCCAUAAUGGUGGACAAGUUUACUAGGGAGCGUUCACGUAUUCAGUUUGCUCGAGUUUUGGUUGAAAUGGAAAUCACUGAUAAUCCUCCAAAAAGCAUACAAUUCAUUAACGAACAUGGCCAAAUCAUGGAGCAGGGGGUUGAGUAUGAAUGGUUACAGAUAAAGUGUAAGACAUGUGCUGGCUUUGGGCACUCAAUGGCCGAAUGUAGGAAAGAUAAGAAAGUUCAGUGGGCUAGGAAGGAAAUAGAACAUCCUUCGGAGGAGGAGCAGGGACCUGGUGAACAUCAGGCUGGAAAGAUAGAAGAAAGUGAGAUUCAGGCUAGUUCAGAAGUUAACAAAGAUCGGGCAGAUCCCAUUGAGCCUGUUUUACCAAAAGAAGAGGCUGUGGCUAAGGUUAAGUCUAACCAACCUUGGCGUACCCCAAAACGUAUGGCUGCUCAAGUUAAGGAGGGACAAAGAUCAGUCACUCUUGCUAAUAAUGCAGGUCAUAAGAACAAGAAUUCUAACAAGUUUAUGGUGCUUCAAGAGUCAAUGGUGAAUGGUAAGGAAGGUAGUUCCAUUCCUAACACCUCCAAUGGAUAG